CGGAUCUUCACAUCCGCCUGGAUCCCGCUCGGUACCCGUCAGCUCCAGGAAGUGACGGCGUCAGGUCGAUGAGGAGGAGGAAACAUGGAGUCAAGUAACCACCGAGUCAGGACCAAAUGGAUCGGAGUCUGAUGAAGACAUGAGCGAACAUCGAUGGAGUCGUCUCUGAACGCCGUGGAGCUCCGGGAGCUGCGAGGAGGCCGGAGAGGCCCGUCUCCAACGCCGGCCUCCGGACCCUGGGGGUCUGCGACCCGGGGCUUUGAGAACGCCUCCUACCAGCAGGACGAGGAGCCGAAGAACGCACAGGAAGAGCAGCAAAGACCGGCCGUGUCUCCAAACUGUCAGCCCUCGACGUCAAGCGACCGUAAAUUGCAGGUCUCGCCUCAGUCUUACGAUGAUGAGGAGGGAGGUGCAGCAGCAGGAGGAGGAGGUGCAGCAGGAGGUCAGGACUUCACAGCGUUCAGCCCGGCUGACGACCAGACCGCCGACUACGGCUUCAUCCUGGCGCUUGUGUUUCUGGUGAGUGGGAUUGUCCUGGUGGUCAUCGCCUACACCAUCCCCAGGGAGGCCAAAGUGGACCCGGACUCCGUGUCUGCACGGCAGAUGGAGAAGCUGGAGAUCUACUACGCCCAGCUGGGCUCCCACCUGGACAAGUGCAUCAUUGCGGGCCUGGGCCUGCUCACCCUGGGGGGGAUGUUCCUGUCCGUGCUGCUCAUGGUGUCCAUCUGCCGAGGCGAGAUGUACCGACGCCGGGCGGCGUUCGUUCGACCCAAGAGGACUUACGGCUCCGUCAACUUGAGGUUGAAGCAGCUGGCGACUGGAGAGGUGGGAGGAGGCGACGGCCAGGACGGAGGCGAGGAGUUUUUGGUGGAACCUGCAGAGACACAGCCAGAGAACAGCCAGGACUCCAAAUCAGAACCAGGACCGAGCAGACAGCUUCCUGCUGCUGCUGCGUCGACUUCAGCUGCUGCAUGUGGAGUCUAACUUCAACCGAGUGAGCGCCCAGUUGCAUUAUGGGUACGCAGGUCCUCUCUCUGUGCCCACAGGAGCAGCACAUUGUAAGCACACAGCGUUCAGCUGGACGGACCCAGCUUCAUCCCGGUUGGGAUGAACAGAACCGAACACUAAAGGAUAUUUAUUGUAACCGAUGGUGAAGGAUGUAUGACUUUCAACAGAGGGCUUGAACUGGUAGAAGAUAAAGGUAAGGAGCGGAGUGAGGACAAGAGCACAGUCAGAGGUAAUUAAGUGCAAAAUUAGAAUCUCAUCAAGUAUUUUAAUCAUAAACCGUCACAAAAAUAAAAGCACAUCGUUAAAAAGAAGCACCACGAAACGCGAGACCAACUCUUUAUUUCGAAAGUUCGGGAACUUUUCAAACUGAUCUCAAAACUCCUCAAGCGAAAGUGGAAAAUACUCGAAUCUAAUUCUGAAAAGUUGUGUGAAACGCAGAGAAAAGCAGAAUUCGUUUUACACGGCGUCCCAACAUUUUCAACAUUAAUGCGACGUGAUUAAUGAAUCUAAUUUAGUGCGAUGGAAGCAGGAGAGAACAGCAUCAACAGUUUGAAAGCAACAUUUAUUCUCACUGCCAGCAACAAAGGAGCAACUGUGCAGAAAAUAAAAAACCUCAAGCAUAAAGGGUAAAAAAUUAAAUAUAACAUCCAUUAAAAUAUUGCAGAAGU
Nematolebias whitei (Rio pearlfish) is the source of this 1676-nucleotide messenger RNA. RefSeq names its product transmembrane protein 74B (gene tmem74b). The transcript is spliced from 4 exons. The record is from RefSeq and is a predicted model, not a curated record. NCBI's taxonomy places the organism in Eukaryota, Metazoa, Chordata, Actinopteri, Cyprinodontiformes, Rivulidae. The coding region runs from base 154 to 984 and encodes 276 amino acids.